GCCGCAGUGUGAAGGGAGGCUAUUCCUCCCGGAACAAAAGGAGCAAGGCCUUCCGCGCCCCAUGAGUAGUCAACUGCUCAAUCAUCACAAUUACCGCCUCCUCGACAAGGACAAUCAUCAUCCCCCGGCCAAGGCCUGAGAUAGGAGGGAGGGAGAGAGAGAGGGGUCGGAAAUAUAAUGGGGAAGGAUGCUGCUGCAGAACAAGUCCCAGACGACUACUAUCACUACUGGCUCCGAUGGCAAGUCUUCGUCUGUGCACUCAUCUUCCUUCUCCCCGCCCUCCUCUCUAUGAUUCUCAUCAUCAAAUCAAGAUCAACUACAAGAACACCACCACCACCAUCACAACAACAACGGGGACACCGCGCCUCCACUUAUCGUCAACUCUGGCUCCCCUGCUGGACAACCCUCCAUCCCACUUGGCUUCUUUACUAUCGAGCCUUGGCCUUCCUUACCAUGACUUUCUUCCUCUAUCAGAUCGUCCGAGCCUUUGGAUUUUUCAUCUUCUUCUUCUACACCCAGUGGACUUUUGCAUUGGUUGCUGUCUACUUUGCGCUGGCCACCAUAAUCUCUGCCCACGGAUGCUGGAUCCACUCAAAGACACCCUUUGCUCAGAGUGGAGAUAAGGACAAGCUUCUUAAGAAGAACUUGGAGGAAGAAUCUAAAAAUGAUGAAUACGUCUCAUCAACUUCCAUCAUGAAUCAAGAUGAUGGAGGUUUCAUCAAGUGUCACGCCCAAGUGCCCAUUGACCAACAACCUGGCUUCUGGGGAGUUCUUAUGCAAUGCAUAUAUUACACUUGUGCAGGUGCAGUCAUGCUGACAGAUAUAGUUUUUUGGUGCCUUUUACUCCCAUUUAUGUCCGGUGAACAUUUUCAACUCACCAUGUUGAUGGCAUGCAUGCACUCUGUAAAUGCUGUCUUUCUCAUCCUUGAUUCUACUUUGAACAGCCUUCCAUUUUCGUGGUUUGGCUUCGUAUACUUUGUGCUUUGGAGUAGUUCUUAUGUUGUUUUCCAGUGGGCUCUUCAUGUAUGUUGCAUUACAUGGUGGCCAUAUCCUUUCCUAGAUCUGUCGAAUGCAUGGGCACCGAUUUGGUACCUUGCAUUGGCUUUGGUUCACGUUCCCUGCUACGGAUCAUACGUGCUGCUAGCUAAAGGAAAAGAUUCCAUAUUUUCAAGAAUGUUUCCCCACACAUACUUGAGGUUGUAUUAGUUUCCGAGGAAGUAGUCAAAAUAUCAUUGAGGAUUUCAGCUGAGAAGAAGCAAAAAAAUUAACGGCCGGACCUCCUGGCUACGUCAAUGAGUUGGGUCUGACCAGAUUCUAUUUGUCCUCUGCGGAAAACCAAAGGAAAAUGGUGGAGCAUUUUCUGUCCCACCAGAAAGUUUGAAGAUAAAAAGUAUUAGCUCCGGUGGUAGCAUACGCAACAAACGGUUUGUGUUGAAGAACAUGUUUCAGUUAUAUAUACUACGACUAAUAAGUAAUACUACUACUAAAUUUGCAGCCUGCUUGCGUAACAGCAAUAUUAUUGAAUUA
Molecule: messenger RNA, 1527 nt
Organism: Coffea arabica (coffee)
Lineage: Eukaryota; Viridiplantae; Streptophyta; Magnoliopsida; Gentianales; Rubiaceae
Cellular component (GO): membrane
Source: RefSeq, a predicted model, not a curated record